CUGCCCACCACGCCCGACCUGCAGUCUCCCGCUACCUACCAGACCACUCGGGUAAGUGAGAAGUAAAUUUGCAGCUGAUGAAGUUUUCCAGGUCUUGUCAUUACGUUCUUUUGUUACGCUGCACGCACCUUGUUUUUUUCGGGAGCUUUAUGGAGCCGAAGUACUUCGGAAGGGUAACCAGGCGGCGGGCACUCAGGUUCAUUGUUAAGAUUAACCGCGUCUGGACAUCGCCGAAGCUCUAUUUUUACAGACAACCUGGACAGCUCCAUAUAUACCUAUUGUUCGAUCCAUUCAGUAAAAUUUACAAACAGCGACACACCGACGACGAUGACCGUGGUGGAGUGGUGGAGUCCUAUCUCAGCCAAUGGCCAAAAUCCGAGAAGUCUCGUAAGCCACAAAUUCUAGCUCAAACGAGAUUAAUCGGCAAGCAAAUAGGGCUUGAGGCCACUGUGUACGUACUACUACGUACCGUGAAGCUGCCAGUGGCGUUCGAUCAUCGCACUAAUUUCAUAUCUGGGCCCAAGCACCAGUAUAGUGACGCGCUUUACAAAAUCAAAAGAACCAGUGGCGUAUCGCAGUACUGCCUACAUAGUUGUAACCCGAUUUAUCCCGUGACAUGGACAGCGAAACAGGCUAUGUCAGGAUAUAUAGACCAAGACGAUCUACACUUGGCAGGUGGGAUGCUUGAGGGCAGCCGACGGCGCUGCGCAUGUCUCGCCUUGGUUUAUCUUCUCUAGCUAGACCUUUGGUUCAGACGAGAAUGAUCAUUUGUUUUCGAAAAGACGCUGCGAGCUUCGUUACGGCUAAACUGUGGAACAUCCUGACGAGCCAACAACGCUAGUACAGUCUUUUUUGUAUCAUAUCAUCUGGCCUGGACCUGUCUUGUUCCCAAACAUCCUGUCGAAAAUAUUGCACCUCUACUCGUCCGUUUGAUAGCAACAUAAACGGGGGUGUGAUAAUGUUUGGUAUUUGCCAUUGUCGUGAUUAUUUCACAACUAUGGCACUAAUGGUCGCUCAUGCAC
Molecule: messenger RNA, 1022 nt
Organism: Suillus discolor
Lineage: Eukaryota; Fungi; Basidiomycota; Agaricomycetes; Boletales; Suillaceae
Exons: 3
Coding region: 78-737 (219 amino acids)
Source: RefSeq, a predicted model, not a curated record